This is a messenger RNA of Pongo pygmaeus (Bornean orangutan), 2562 nucleotides long. RefSeq names its product cyclin dependent kinase like 1 (gene CDKL1). Gene Ontology annotation, cellular component: nucleus. Gene Ontology annotation, biological process: protein phosphorylation. The coding region runs from base 1001 to 2077 and encodes 358 amino acids. Gene Ontology annotation, molecular function: protein serine/threonine kinase activity; ATP binding. The record is from RefSeq and is a predicted model, not a curated record. Lineage: Eukaryota; Metazoa; Chordata; Mammalia; Primates; Hominidae. The transcript has 10 exons.
GCGGUCAGGACAGCUCCCGUGGACGGCGGGUGGCCCUCGGGGCCCUUCCCUGCAGCCGGGACGGCGGCCGGCUGGGCCGGGCCGGGGGUGGGAAGCUGGGGCGCGGCGGCCCCGCCCAGGCAGACCCGGGGCGGGGGCCGGUUCCCAUAGGGAUCGCGGGCCGAGCCACGCCGAGCCGAGCUGGGCGGAAGAAGGCGAGGCGGGAGCCAGGCCCGGCCCAGACCGCCGCGGCGCCGUGAGUCCCGGGCGGGCAAGGAGGCGCGGGCCGUCCCGGGCCAACACGUGGCACCGCUCCAUGCUGCGCGGCGCGGCUGGGGUGCACGUCCGGGCGCGGGAGGGUUUUCCUGGUCCCGGGGGCGCGGGGCGCGGGGCGCGGGUUGGUCUCCUGCGGCCAAGCCUCGCCGCCGCCUCCGCGGGGAGCCGGGAGGUGUCUUCUUGCCGCAGGGAAAUGAGACCCGAAAUUAGAACCGGGGAAGCCCUUAGCCCUCCCCGUGCUCCAGCCAGCUCAGGUGUCUUAGAUCGGAUGAACGAUAACGUUAAAAAGAUAGAUUAUCUUACAGCUCGGCUCGUUUUGGGAUGGACCGUGACAAACACUCAUCGUUGGGUGGGGCUCUAGUGCAGUCCGUUGGUGCCAAUAUUUUAUAAGCGACGUUUUCAAACUAUGUGAAGAUCCUUUUCUUUUCUUUUGAGACGGAGGCUCGCUCUGUCGCCCGGGCUGGAGUGCAGUGGUGCGAUCUCGGCUCACUGCAACCGCGCCUCCCAGGUUCAUGCGAUUCUUCUGCCUCAGUCUCCUGAGUAGCUGAGACUACGGGCGCCCAUCACCACACCCGGCUAAUUUUUUGUAUCUUUAGUAGAGACGGGGUUUCACUAUGUUGGCCAGACUGGUCUCGAACUCCUGACCUCAGGUGAUCUGCCUGCCUCAGCCUCCCAAAGUGCUGGGAUUACAGGCGUGAGCCACCACUCUCGGCUGAAGAUCCAUUUUAAGAAGAUUUAUUCCUCUAUGAUGGAGAAGUAUGAAAAAAUUGGGAAAAUUGGAGAAGGAUCCUAUGGAGUUGUUUUCAAAUGCAGAAACAGGGACACGGGUCAGAUUGUGGCCAUCAAGAAGUUUCUGGAAUCAGAAGAUGACCCUGUCAUAAAGAAAAUCGCCCUUCGGGAAAUCCGAAUGCUCAAGCAACUCAAGCAUCCCAACCUUGUCAACCUCCUGGAAGUCUUCAGGAGGAAACGGAGGCUUCAUCUGGUGUUCGAAUAUUGUGACCACACAGUUCUCCAUGAGUUGGACAGAUACCAAAGAGGGGUACCAGAACAUCUCGUGAAGAGCAUAACUUGGCAGACACUGCAAGCUGUAAAUUUUUGCCAUAAACACAAUUGCAUACAUAGAGAUGUGAAGCCAGAAAAUAUCCUCAUCACAAAACAUUCCGUGAUUAAGCUUUGUGACUUUGGAUUUGCUCGGCUUUUGACUGGACCGAGUGACUACUAUACAGACUACGUGGCUACCAGGUGGUACCGCUCCCCUGAGCUGUUGGUGGGGGACACGCAGUACGGCCCCCCGGUGGAUGUUUGGGCAAUUGGCUGUGUCUUUGCUGAGCUGCUGUCAGGAGUGCCUCUGUGGCCAGGAAAAUCGGAUGUGGAUCAGCUGUAUCUGAUUAGGAAGACCUUGGGGGAUCUCAUUCCUAGGCACCAGCAAGUGUUUAGCACGAAUCAGUACUUCAGUGGAGUGAAAAUUCCAGACCCUGAAGAUAUGGAACCACUUGAAUUAAAAUUCCCAAACAUCUCUUAUCCUGCCCUGGGGCUCCUAAAGGGCUGUCUCCACAUGGACCCUACUGAGAGGCUGACAUGUGAACAGCUGUUGCAUCACCCAUAUUUUGAAAACAUCAGAGAAAUAGAGGAUUUGGCAAAAGAACAUGACAAACCAACAAGGAAGACCCUAAGAAAGAGCCGAAAGCACCACUGCUUUACAGAAACAUCCAAGUUGCAGUACCUACCCCAGCUAACUGGCAGCAGCAUCCUUCCAGCUUUGGAUAAUAAGAAGUACUACUGUAAUACCAAGAAACUUAACUACCGUUUUCCAAACAUUUAAAGGAGCUAGGAGACAUGAUUUUAAAAAAGGAAUCAAUAGAUGCUUUGAAGAAAAUAAAACUUAUACAGUUGAUUGAAAACAAUUACAAUGUUGAAAACACACCAGGAGAAAACAUAAGCAAGAAACUGGGAGGCCAAUUGGCAAGAUAUGAAGGGAAAUGCCAGAUCCCGUCUUCCAUGCUUGAUGAUGGUGUCCAGAAAAGAAAGAAAAAACCUGUUUGGAGUUGCACUUGCAUUUCAGUUUAUGUAAGUAGCCGAACUUAUGGACAGAAUAUGAACUGUCCCAUACCUCUGGCAAAACCAGAUGUAUCAAAAAGAUUUAUGCUUCAGUUGUACCACAUGCCACACAAGAAAAAUGGACUACAAAAUGCCCACAUAUACUUCCUCGGAUCUCUAUUGCCUGAGUCCUAUCUCCUGCCUCUCAGAUUGUUUCAGCAUCAUAUUUAAGAUAGUUCUAUUUCUUGAAAUCAAAUGUUUAAAAUCCCA